AUGAUUGAGCUCGGUCUUAGUCGCAUAGUCCGCCUUCUCCAGCAGACGCCGCUGACUUGGAAGGCAAUCCAUAUAGCUGGCACUAAUGGCAAAGGGUCCAUCAGCGCUUAUCUUUCCCACCUGUUGUCGACGGGUGGUGUUCGCUGUGGCCGUUUCACCUCCCCGCAUCUGAUUGAUCGUUGGGACUGCAUCACAAUCGGCGAGAAGGUCGUCCAAGAGUCACUCUUCCGGCAGAUCGAAGCUAGAGUCAAGCUUCGAGAUCAGACGCUGGGAAUCGGUGCGAGCGAGUUUGAGCUACUGACUGCGACUGCAUUCGAGAUAUUCAAUCAUGAGCGCGUUGACAUUGGGGUGGUGGAGGUGGGCAUGGGCGGUCGCCUGGACGCAACGAACAUCCUGACCGACGUCUUGGUCUCCGUCAUCGCAAAGAUAGGCCUGGACCAUCAGUUCCUCCUCGGCGAUACUAUCGAAGAAAUUGCAAGGGAAAAGGCUGGAAUCAUGAAAUCGGGUGUUCCAUGUGUUGUAGACGGUACCAAUUCGCCUGAAGUGCUCCGAACCCUCGAAGACCACAUCAAGGAACUCGGCAUCAACGCAAUCUUCACACGCCCCGAUACUCCAGAGUAUCACUCCCCAUCGCUCGGUCGGCUCUUUGCUACACUCGAUCUCCUACCUCACCAGCGAGCGAACAUGUCCUGUGCGGUUUCGGCCUUGAAACUUGCUCUGUCUCGAUUCCGUCCCGAAAUCGACGUCGAUGUGCUCGUUCCACAACUGUCAAAAGUCGAGUGGCCGGCGCGCCUACAAAAGCUUGUUCUGAAACCAUUGGCAGAUCGUGAAGAGCCUGUUCUGCUGGAUGGUGCCCACAAUACUCAGUCGGCGGAGGUUCUCGGAGAGUAUGUGGAUUACAAACUUCGUCCGCAAGGUACGAACGUCACCUGGGUUAUCGCGGCCUCCCGCGGUAAGGAUAUAGAAUCCUUGUUUCAUUCUAUAAUCAAGGCGGGCGAUCGAGUAGCAAUCACUGCGUUCGGACCCGUGGAUGGCAUGCCCUGGGUCAAGGCCAAUGAUCCAGAAGAGGUGGCUUCAUGUGUCCGAUCAAUCGCGGGUAUUGGACAAGUGCAAACCUUUGGCGAAGACAUUUCCGGCGCUAUCCAUUGGGCUUGUGAACAAGCUAGUGGCGGCCCAUUGGUCAUUGCUGGCAGCCUCUACCUGGCAUCGGAUGUUCUACGUCUCCUCCGGGAAGCACAAAAGCAAUUAUAA
This is a messenger RNA of Aspergillus luchuensis, 1251 nucleotides long. It is a transcript of the gene FOL3, whose product is annotated as dihydrofolate synthase. Gene Ontology annotation, cellular component: cytoplasm; cytosol; mitochondrion. Lineage: Eukaryota; Fungi; Ascomycota; Eurotiomycetes; Eurotiales; Aspergillaceae. The transcript has a single exon. Gene Ontology annotation, molecular function: ATP binding; tetrahydrofolylpolyglutamate synthase activity; dihydrofolate synthase activity. Gene Ontology annotation, biological process: folic acid-containing compound biosynthetic process. The record is from RefSeq and is a predicted model, not a curated record. Bases 1 to 1251 code for a protein of 416 amino acids.